Messenger RNA from Triticum urartu, 2126 nucleotides. RefSeq lists its product as uncharacterized. The record is from RefSeq and is a predicted model, not a curated record. NCBI's taxonomy places the organism in Eukaryota, Viridiplantae, Streptophyta, Magnoliopsida, Poales, Poaceae.
CACGCUUGUUGCCUUUUAAAUGUUUUUGAAUUGCACACAAACACCUUUUAAAGUUGGUUAUACUCGGGAUAUUUCCCCCCUUCCGAUUCCGAGCGCGUCUCUGGAUCUUUGUAUUGUACACGGGAAAGGUCUUGAAGGCGAAACGCAAGAGUCGCCGAAUCGAGCCAAAUUCACGGGAGAGACGCGCGGGUGCUCCGCGGCGGCGUGCUCCCAUCUCCUCGCCCGACGCGGGCGGCCUGGUCAGACAGACCUGGGACGGCAGAGGCGGACUCAUUUUUCAAUUCGAUCUGGGGGUCGGUGCAGCCGCCAGCGUGAGAUUAAGUAGAUUGGGGACGCGAAGGAGAAGAUCCAAGUAAGUCCAGGCCGUGAUUUGACCGAGGAGUCCUUGCGGGAUGGGGAGGAAAUUGCCCCCUUUUGCUCCGGCCGCGCCGGCGGCGGCAAGGAAGCGAAAAGGUUCCGCCUUGGCCCCGCUCGCCGCGUGCAAGCACAGUGCGCCGGCGCGGCAAAUCGGUGGCUGGGCGUCCCUGCCCACCGACAUAGUGGGCCUCAUCACCUGCCGGCUCCUGGCCGGCGGCGGCGAUGUGGUCGAUUACAUCUGCUUCCGCGCCGUCUGCUUCAGCUGGCGCGCCUGCACGCCCGCUCCCCGCGACCCCAAUCUGCGGGAUCCGCGCCUCCGCCCGCGCGGCUGGGUCGCGCUCUGUGACGGGGACGCCGUCCGCCCGGACGACGCCUGCGAGAUCGUCUUGUUCCACACGCGCACCGCCAGGCGCCUCCGCGUCCCCUUGCCGGAGCUCCGGCGGCACAUAAUCAUCGGCUUCACCGACGGUCUCGUCAUCCUCAUGCACAAGACCACCACCGCGGUCCGCGUGCUGCAUCCGUUCACGCGCGACGUGGUCGACUUUCAGCCCCUCGCUACUCUGUACCACCAGGUGGUCAGGCAGAAGGCGUCCCUGCUUGACAUGAACGCCGCGGUGUGCAGCAGCGCGUCCUCCGCAGACUCCAUUACCGUGGUGGUCUGGUUCCCCUACACGGACGUGGUGCUUGCUGCCGACCCGGGCUCAGAUUGGGAGGUCCUCCACAGAGGAUUCUAUGUUUGCUGCGCCUUGCCCUUCCAAGGAAGGCUCUAUGCCACCCUGUCUUGUUCGAGUGAGAUUGUGCAGCUAUACCCUUCGAGACGAAACGGUCCGCAAGAGAACUCUGUGGUGAUUGCUCACGCUCCACAUUCUGCUGACCGCAAAGUCUGUAAUUUUUACCUCGUGGAGUCUGGAGGAAGGAUGCUGCUCGCUGUCCGGCAGCCAGCUCCCUAUGCAAAUGGGUCAGAAUGGAAUGCAUUGGACUGGUCACGGCGAAUAGUCUGCAGGCUCUAUGCAGUGGAUCUGAACAGCCAACGAUAUAAGCUUAUCCCGGUUAAGAGCAUAGGUGACCGCGCGCUGUUUCUCAGCGGCGACCGAUGCCUGUCUGUUUCAGCCAGCGAUCUCCCUUCGUUGAGCAGCAACUCCAUUUACUCCACUCUACCACAGUACCCCAUUCUGGUGUAUUCGCUGGGGACUGGUUUGUCUGAGCGAUUGGCAGAUUCCUGCCAGAUACACGACAAGAAGGAUAGGAUCCGCCCCUCUGUGCGUCCCUUCACCAUUGUUGAUCAUCUUAUCACGUACUGCAAUCCUCGCGUGUGGAGUAAAGGGCUCAUGUUCCACGAGUACCACUAUAUACCUCAAUCUUUCGAGGAAUUGAUCAAGAAAAUAAGGGCACAAGAGAGGGAACUGCGGAUUCCAUGCAUCGCUGUGCAUUCGCGCUGAAGGAACAAACGCCAUGUUUCACAUUACUCACUGAAUUACAAAGGUUCGGGAAACAUAUGGAGAAGAAGAGUGGGAACAUGAAGAUAUUUAUUUACGAGGGAUGUUUGCGACAUGCUGAACUUGUUAAACUUAUCAAUUUGUCCAAAUUUAAGAUUAUAUCGGAAUGGAGAAUCCAACCUCAGUUUGUCACAUCAUGCUAUUUUCGAGGUGUAUUUUCUCAUGAAGGAUGUUUAUGUUGGUAUAUGUUUCAGUUGUCCGCUAAAUGAGAACAGCACUGAAACUUUGUGUCUACUUUUUAAACUUUGAGAAAGUUUGCCCUUGUGACCUUCU